Brassica napus (rape) is the source of this 10782-nucleotide messenger RNA. RefSeq names its product protein IDA-LIKE 1. The transcript has a single exon. The record is from RefSeq and is a predicted model, not a curated record. Lineage: Eukaryota; Viridiplantae; Streptophyta; Magnoliopsida; Brassicales; Brassicaceae. Bases 10324 to 10599 code for a protein of 91 amino acids.
AUGAUCGGUGCAACCUUUGAUGAAGUUUUGUUUUCCGUCAAAUUGUAUUAUAUUAGAACAAUAAAGUGAAAUACAAGGUCUAAUAUAUAAACAUGAGAAAAAGGAAGAUACUCACAGUAACUAAAUCCCAUAAGAAGAGAAACUAAAGCCCACCCACAGGACACAUAAAGCAACAAAACAAGUUGAAAUUCACCCCAAGUUACUAAAAGUUUAAGAAAGAGGAAAGAGGAAAUAUUAGCCAUGAAACUUAGAACCACCAGAAGCUUAUAAGGAGACAACCAGAUGCAACGAGGAUGGGCCUCCAAUGAGGACAGACCACCAACACCUGAAAUUCUUGAAAACCAAGCAAAAUAAAAGAAACAGGCCCAUCCGCCAGACCACACAACAUAGUGAGGAACAACACACUUCAAUUCAGAACUUUUCACCGGAGCGAAGAAAAUAGCAAACCAAUGAUCCUCGGGACACUUCACCGUUGCAGAAAAAAGCCCAAAGAUACAUACAACUCCAUACCAAACCAGAACCAAUAUAGAGAAAACCACAAUCUUGAAUGCACCAACUGAAGAACCAACACAAGCGACAGAAAACCAAUCUCGGAAUAUAGGCACCUGAAAGCGCACAUAGAAACACCCAGUCGACACAACGACUCACCUUUGUGAGGUUUGUUAUAUGAACUAUUUGCUUACUUAAAUUAAGAUUAAGAACAAGUUUUUGGUGAUUGAUUGAGUUUUAGGAGAAAUUGCUUAAAGUUAGUCAUGUAUUUGAGCAGACACGCAAAGGUCACCAAAUGUAGUCUAAGACAUGAAAGAAUGAAGGUUCUUCUUUUGUGUUUUUAACUUUCAUGCUUUAUUCAAGUAAGGCGAUUUAUUUUGUACUUUUUCUUCUCUCUAUGGAUCUAAUUGGUGACCAAUGAAUAAAAGAGGAAAAUAUUACAUCUACACGUACUUUCAUCCUUUCUCAUUACACUUACACAUAUUUUCUGCUUGUCAUGUACUUUGUUGUUGUAACUUUACCAAAAAACCCUUGUACUUAAAAAAUCUUAUCUUCUUAUCUUUCCAUCUUUCUCCACCACCACAAGAUCUCCAUCUUUCCUACGACUUCACCAUCUAGCACUCCAGCUCCACCAAAAGCUGUCACUCCUAAAACACUCACAGCUGAAGAUAAUGGUUAUGGUGAUGGUUCAGAGUCUAAUUUGUUGAGGAGCCGUAAUCAACGGAAGCGUGACGCUCACCGUUAGAAUGAUGUGAGGUUCAUGAGAAACACCGCUUGUACGUAAACACAGCUAUGGGUGUGGCAAGUGAAUGACAUGAGGUUCUGGAAAUUGGAAGAAGGUAUGGUAUUGGCAGCCAGUUACAGCAAGGAAAUGAAGAUAUGACACUGUUUCAUGAGUCAAUUACUAUUUUUCCCACCAUGUGUGUAAGAGUUGGCAAAAACAACAUUUUCUUUGUGGAGUGACCACAAAAAUGGAAAGAUCCCUACCAACAGUCUGACCCUAUGGAUUUACCCGUAGCUAGUGACCACAACUUCAAGUUCUUACAUGUUCAAAUUGACUACUGACCACAACUAUGCCUACACUAGUACCCAAUGACCACAAUUGCCACACCGGCGCAGUUGGUCACCGGAAACUGCUUUAAUCCACUCCAGUUACUCACUUGUAGUUGCAGCCUCAACAACACAAUUACCGCAGCCACAAAGACUCUGACCACAUAUUCGAUGACCAAAACAAACCUACCACACCAUUCCUUUUAAAGAUAAUGUCUAUGGGUCUGGUGAUGAUGGCUCAAGAUCUGUAAUGGCGAAGGUUUUUGCCAUGUCAGAUGAAGUAAAUAUAAAAAAAAUAUCUAAAGAAAAAAGAUUAACUUGAAGAUUUGGAUGAAAUGGGCGGUGAAGGGAUCGAAGAGUUAUGAUAGCUGGAAUUUGAAGUAAGUACAAAUCUCCAAAAAAUGGUAAUGGAUUUAAAGAAAAAGAGAAAGAUGGAAAAGAAAAUUGAAUACGGAAGAAGAAACGAAGGUAGUGGAAGUAACGAUCAUUAAACUACCAGACUUAAUUAUUCUCUCUCUUCUAUAUCUCAUUUUUAUUUUUAUUUUUUUACAGGGACAUUUCAGGAACAGAAGAUCGAAAAUGUAAGUAUAAAGUACUCUUCCAAUGGAAAGUACCUGAAUAUGUUAAAAACCUAACAAAAAGUAACCUAUAAUGUAAUGCUCUCAUAAAAGAGAAUAAUGCAUUCUUUAUUAUUAUUUUUUUUUACUAUUUAUAAGGAAUACAUUUUUUUUUCAUUAUUUCUCAUUUUUUUAUUCUAGAGGAAUAUAGAACAAAUUUGUUUCUCACUAAAAUUGAUAAUUUUUUUUAUUUUUUUCAUUCCUAUAAUUUUAUUUCUCUACAUUUUUUUUCUAUUCAUUCCUAAUGUUCCUAUAAUAAUCACUAAUUUAUUUACUAUAUAAAUGUAGAUGUUAGGUAUAUCAUCAUUUUAUUAUAUUUUAUGUUCUUAAAGUUGCAUUCAUGCACUUGAUUAUUUUUUUAGUCUUGUGAAUAAUACGGCUGUUUCUCUAUUCAUUAGCACAUUUUUUCUAGAAUAUUUCAGAAGAAAUCAUGCGCUAACCUAUAACUAUGCAAACAUAUUAUAAUUUUGUAAUCUAGUGGUCCACGCGAAUGUAUGUCUCCGAUGGAAGAUCAGAAAUCCAACGGCUCAGAAUCACGCGUUUGCAAUGUUUGCUUGCAGGGGAAUCGCCACCUGGCACAUGCAAAUAUUUGUUUUUGGUAACUAUGAAUUAUGCAAAUGAUUUUCAUCGGACGUUGUGCUUAGUUGUUAUAACAGAAAAAAAAGGCGCCUAAUAAAUAAUUUAAUAUUAGCUGCCCUAGAUAAUUACUAUAUUAUGAUAAAUUAAUUAUCUUUUCGAUAAAUUAAUCGUUUGGUGACCCUAUAAAAACGGAAUUAGUUUCUUAACUUCUUUCUUUUGUAACAAUUAAUUUGUGUCAUCUAAUAUAUAUGUCCAUCAGCUUUGCUGAACUUAAUAGUUAUAUUGUUUACGUAAGCCUUUUCUAGAUCUCUCAUUGAAAAAGCUUGUAUAAAAUAAACUUGGAUAGAAUUAAUGUUCUUGCACAAUCGAAUUAAGACGCAGAUGAUCAUUUGAAUUGUUGUUGGCACCUAAUAUAAUAACAUCAUCAUUACACAAUCACGUAUUGUUUUGGUUCUCACAUAAUCACCAAAACCAACUAAAUCAUAACCAGGGUUUAUAAAAAAAGUUCAAUAAGGGUUUUGUAAUCAUUGCAGUAUAUGUAGAUGAUUUAAAUAUCAUAGGAACCUCUGGAGAAAUUUCCCAAACUGUUGAAUAUCUCAAGAAAGAAUUCGAGAUGAAAAAUCUUGGAAAAACAAAGUUUUGUUUGAGAUUGCAACUUGAGUAUAUGAAAGAUAGAAUUCUUGUGCAUCAAAAGGCACUGGAACGGGAUUAAACAUAUACUUCGUCACCUACAAGGAACGAAAGACUUGAGUCUUAUGUUUACUGACAAAUCUAAGGAAGAUUUAGUUGGUUUUGCUGAUGUAGGUUAUCUCUCUGAUCCAUAUUAUGCUAGAUCUCAGACUGGUUAUGUUUUUACACACGGUAGGACAGCUAUAUCCUGGCGGUCCAUGAAGCAGACCAUGGCAGCCACAUCCUCUAACCACGCAGAAAUAUUAGCCAUGCAUGAAGCCAGCCGUGAGAGUGUAUGGAUGAGAUCCAUGACACAGCAUAUUCGUACCACUUGUGGUAUGAUCAAAGGAAAGGAUCCACCGACCAUCCUAUACGAGGAUAACACAGCAUGCAUCGCACAGCUUAAGGAUGGAUACAUUAAAGGAGAUAGGACGAAACAUAUUCUUCCUAAGUUCUUCUUUACACACGAGCUUCAGAAGGCAGGAGAGGUCCAAGUAUUGCAAGUCCGUUCGAGUGAGAAUUCAGCCGACCUCUUCACCAAGUCACUACCAACCUCAAUGUUCAAGAAGCUCAUAUGGAAGAUAGGCAUGCGUCGACUGAAGGAUCUUCGGUGAUGCAUUCAUCAGGGGGAGUUCAUGUGUUGUACUCUUUUUCCUGUCUUGUUUUCCCUUUAACCACAUUGGGUUUUGGGUUUGUCAAGAGAAGUUUUAAUGAGGCAACAUCCAAAGCAUGAAUGAACCUUGACCGAAUGUGUCGAUCAAGGGGGAGUGUUAUAAACCAUUUAGUGAUCGACCCAUUUAUCAGCCCGUGUAGCAAGGCGGGCCAAGCCCAUCCGCAGGAUCAUACUGGCGCCUAUCUACUCUUGUGUUUAUCUACAUUAUAGUUGGUGUUUAUCUUACGUAUUGCUAGUCAUUAUCUAGUUAAGGAUAAGUACGAUCUCAUGUCGAUCCAGUACUUAGACCGUCAUUACCAUAUGUAUAUAAAAACCAGUUGGUCGACCUAAUAAUACACAAGUUCCCCUCUUCAUUCACAAAAUAGCAAGAUAACGUUAUCAGCACGACCUUGUCUCUAAACCCUUCCAAAAAUCCACCACCCAUAAAUCAGAAACCAAAUGAUCUCUUGCUAUUUUCCGGCGACUCCUAAAGCUCUUCCGGUCGCCUCCUUUUCUCUCUGUCAGCAACCAGCAGCAGCUCUCUCUCCUCACAGACCGUUCAACUCAUCACAAAAGGUUCAGGUAUCUUCAGAAAACUCAAAACAAAACAAAAAAGGAUUUAAACCCUCAGCCGCAUACAUACAGCUACAUCUAGCCGUAUGUCUUUGCAGAAUAAAAUCUUAAACCCUAAUCUAUUUUCAAAGCUUAAAUCUCGUCUUGUUUCACCCUGUUUAAGCUUGUUUGAUUUUUUUAAUCUUCCUGAUGUGAGUUAAUUGCUAGAACCUUUUAGGUUGACAAUUACAUCAAUUUUUUUAUAUAUCCGACUGCUGCAUCAACUUAAUCUGAUUGUUUGCUUGCAUUAGAAACUUGUUCUUGAAUGUUUAAAGUCUUUCUCUGAUAUGUUGAAAUCGACUAGAACCUGUCUCAAAUUUGAAAGAAUUUUUUUUAAUAUUUUUAAGAUAAAUCCGAUUUUUCUUAUAGAUAAAUCUGAAAUUUUUAAAGAUAAAUCCAAUUUUUUUUAUAAAUCCGACUGAAAACAAUAUAUAAUAUAUUUUAAUUCGAUUUUCCUAUUUUUUUUAAAAACCUUAUAUCUUUAUCUUAAAUAAAAAAAAAGAAUUUUCAGCAUUUAUCAGAAAAAUAUCGAUUUAUUUUUUUUCCUAAUCCUACUAGGAAUAGGAAUUGCUAGUAUUUAUCUGAAAAUAAAUAAAUUUCGAAUUAUUACUGAUAUACUAGCAUUAUCAAAUCAUUAUAUUUAAUCUGAUAAAUAUCAAAAACAAAUAAAAGUAAGAAAUGAUUGCAUUUUUUUUUGAAAAUGUAUACUAAUCUGAUUUCAUGCAUGGAUUUAACUUUAUCUCGAUUUUGUAUAGGUUUAACUUUACCUUCCUGCAUAUCACAUGAAAUCAUCUGAUUAGGAUAGAUCAUUCACACUGAUUAGUUUACUUUCAUGUCGAAAAUUGAUAAAACAGAUCAGAUUUCAUGCAAUGGAUUUAACUUUAUCCUAGAUGUAUAGGUUUAACUUUACCUUCCUGUAUAUACAUGAAAUCGUUUGGAUCAUUGAAAAAAAUAUUGUUAUUUACUUGCAUUGCUUGUAUCCGACUGAAAGAGUACGUGAAUGAUCCGAUUAUUUUCUUACUAAUGGGGAUAAACUACAAAUAUUUUUCAGAUGUCAAAGAUUGCGAAUCUUGAUUUCAGUGCUUUGAAAAACAAUGGUGACAACUACCUGGAAUGGGCGCUUGAUGCAAAGAUCAUGCUGCGAUCAAAAGAUCUUGGUGACACAAUCACCGAAGACAACAAUUCUAGUGACAAAGACAAGUAUAGAGCUAUCUACAUGAUACACCACCAUCUCCAAGAGAACUUGAAAACUCAGUACAUGACCAUGGAAAAUCCAUAUGACCUUUGGAUCGCUUUACAGCGAAGAUAUGACCACCAGAAAACGGUGUUGCUUCCAAAGGCUCAAUAUGAUUGGAAACACACAAGUUGAAGAUAAUGGUUAUGGUGAUAGUUCAGAGUCUAAUUUGUUGAGGAGCCGUAAUCAAUGGAAGCGUGACGCUCACCGUUAGAAUGAUGUGGGGUUCUUGAGAAACACCGCUUGUACGUAAACACAGCUAUGGGUGUGGCAAGUGAAUGACAUGAGGUUCUGGAAAUUGGAAGAAGGUAUGGUAUUGGCAGCCAGUUACAGCAAGGAAAUGAAGAUAUGACACCGUUUCAUGAGUCAAUUACUAUUUUCCCCACCAUGUGUAUAAGAGUUGGCAAAAACAACAUUUUCUUUGUGGAGUGACCACAAAAAUGGAAAGAUCCCUACCAACAGUCUGACCCUAUGGAUUUACCCGUAGCUAGUGACCACAACUUCAAGUUCUUACAUGUUCAAAUUGACUACUGACCACAACUAUGCCUACACUAGUACCCAAUGACCACAAUUGCCACACCGGCGCAGUUGGUCACAGGAAACGGCUUUAAUCCACUCCAGUUACUCACUUGUAGUUGCAGCCUCAACAACACAAUUACCGCAGCCACAAAGACUCUGACCACAUAUUCGAUGACCAAAACAAACCUACCACACCAUUCCUUUUAAAAAUAAUGUCUAUGGGUCCGGUGAUGAUGGCUCAAGAUCUGUAAUGGCGAAGGUUUUUGCAAUGUCAGAUGAAGUAAAUAUAAAAAAAAUAUCUAAAGAAAAAAGAUUAACUUGAAGAUUUGGAUGAAAUGGGCUACGAAGGGAUCGAAGAGUUAUGAUAGCUGGAAUUUGAAGUAAGUACAAAUCUCCAAAAAAUGGUAAUGAAUUUAAAGAAAAAGAGAAAGAUGGAAAAAAAAAUUGAAUACGGAAGAAGAAACGAAGGUGGUGGAAGUAACGAUCAUUAAACUACCAGACUUAAUUUUUCUCUCUCUCUUCUAUAUCUCAUUUUUAUUUUUAUUUUUUUACAGGGACAUUUCAGGAACAAAAGAUCGAAAAUGUAAGUAUAAAGUACUCUUCCAAUGGAAAGUACCUGAAUAAGUUAAAAACCUAACAAAAAGUAACCUAUAAUGUAAUGCUCUCAUAAAAGAGAAUAAUGCAUUCUUUAUUAUUCUUUUUUUUUUACUAUUUAUAAGGAAUACAUUUUUUUUUCAUUAUUUCUCAUUUUUUUAUUCUAGAGGAAUAUAUAACAAAUUUGUUUCUCACUAAAAUUGAUAAUUUUUUUUUAUUUUUUUCAUUCCUAUAAUUUUAUUUCUCUACAUUUUUUUUCUAUUCAUUCCUAAUGUUCCUAUAAUAAUCACUAAUUUAUUUACUAUAUAAAUGUAGAUGUUAGGUAUAUCAUCAUUUUAUUAUAUUUUAUGUUCUUAAAGUUGCAUUCAUGCACUUGAUUAUUUUUUUAGUUUUGUGAAUAAUACGGCUGUUUCUCUAUUCAUUAGCACAUUUUUUCUAGAAUAUUUCAGAUGAAAUCAUGCGCUAACCUAUAACUAUGCAAACAUAUUAUAAUUUUGUAAUCUAGUGGUCCACGCGAAUGUAUGUCUCCGAUGGAAGAUCAGAAAUCCAACGGCUCAGAAUCACGCGUUUGCAAUGUUUGCUUGCAGGGGAAUCGCCACCUGGCACAUGCAAAUAUUUGUUUUUGGUAACUAUGAAUUAUGCAAAUGAUUUUCAUAGGACGUUGUGCUUAGUUGUUAUAACAGAAAAAAAGGCGCCUAAUAAAUAAUUUAAUAUUAGCUGCCCUAGAUAAUUACUAUAUUAUGAUAAAUUAAUUAUCUUUUCGAUAAAUUAAUCGUUUGGUGACCCUAUAAAAACGGAAUUAGUUUCUUAACUUCUUUCUUUUGUAACAAUUAAUUUGUGUCAUCUAAUAUAUAUGUCCAUCAGCUUUGCUGAACUUAAUAGUUAUAUUGUUUACGUAAGCCUUUUCUAGAUCUCUCAUUGAAAAAGCUUGUAUAAAAUAAACUUGGAUAGAAUUAAUGUUCUUGCACAAUCGAAUUAAGACGCAGAUGAUCAUUUGAAUUGUUGUUGGCACCUAAUAUAAUAACAUCAUCAUUACACAAUCACGUAUUGUUUUGGUUCUCACAUAAUACAAGAUAUUUUAUACUGCAUAAUCAGCAAAACCAACUAAAUCAUAACCAGGGUUCAUAAAGAAGUUCAAUAAAGGUUUUGUAAUCAUUGCAGUAUAUGUAGAUGAUUUUAAUAUCCUAGGAACCUCUGGAGAAAUUUCUCAAACUGUUGAAUAUCUUAAGAAAGAAUUCGAGAUGAAAGAUCUUGGAAAAACAAAGUUUUGUUUGAGAUUGCAACUUGAGUAUAUGAAAGAUGGAAUUCUUGUGCAUCAAAAGGCACUGGAACAGGAUUAAACAUAUACUUCGUUACCUACAAGGAACGAAAGACUUGGGUCUUAUGUUUACUGACAAAUCUAAGAAAUAUUUAGUUAAGGAAGAUUUAGUUGGUUUUGCUGAUGCAGGUUAUCUCUCUGAUCCACAUUAUGCUAGAUCUCAGACUGGUUAUGUUUUUACACACGGUGGGACAGCUAUAUCCUGGCGGUCCAUGAAGCAGACCAUGGCAGCCACAUCCUCUAACCACGCAGAAAUAUUAGCCAUGCAUGAAGCUAGCCGUGAGAGUGUAUGGAUGAGAUCCAUGACACAACAUAUUCGUACCAUUUGCGGUAUGAUCAAAGGAAAGGAUCCACCGACCAUCCUAUACGAGGAUAACACAACAUGCAUCGCACAGCUUAAGGAUGGAUACAUUAAAGGAGAUAGGACGAAACAUAUUCUUCCUAAGUUCUUCUUUACACACGAGCUUCAGAAGGCAGGAGAGGUCCAAGUAUUGCAAGUCCGUUCGAGUGAGAAUUCAGCCGACCUCUUCACCAAGUCACUACCAACCUCAACGUUCAAGAAGCUCAUAUGGAAGAUAGGCAUGCGUCGACUGAAGGAUCUUCGGUGAUGCAUUCAUCAGGGAGAGUUCAUGUGUUGUACUCUUUUUCCUGUCUUGUUUUCCUUUUUACCACAUUGGGUUUUGGGUUUGUCAAGAGAAGUUUUAAUGAGGCAACAUCCAAAACAUGAAUGAACCUUGACCGGAUGUGUCGAUCAAGGGGGAGUGUUAUAAACCAUUUAGUGAUCGACCCAUUUAUCAGUCCGUGUAGCAAGGCGGGCCAAGCCCAUCCGCAGGAUCAUACUGGCGCCUAUCUACUCUUGUGUUUAUCUACAUUAUAGUUGGUGUUUAUCUUACGUAUUGCUAGUCAUUAUCUAGUUAAGGAUAAGUACGAUCUCAUGUCGAUCCAGUACUUAGACCGUCAUUGCCAUAUGUAUAUAAAGACCAGUUGGUCGACCUAAUAAUACACACAAGUUCCCCUCUUCAUUCACAACGCGUUAUCAGCAAGGUAAUGACGGUCUAAGUACUGGAUCGACAUGAGAUCGUACUUAUCCUUAGCUAGAUAAUGACUAGCAAUACGUAAGAUAAACACCAACUAUAAUGUAGAUAAACACAAGGGUAGAUAGGCGCCAGUAUGAUCCUGCGGAUGAGCUUGGUCCGUCUUGCUACACGGGCUGAUAAAUGGGUCGAUAACUAAAUGGUUUAUAACAGCUGAACUUAAUAGUUAUAUUGUUUACGUAAGCCUUUUCUAGAUCUCUCAUUGAAAAAGCUUGUAUAAAAUAAUCUUGGAUAGAAUUAAUGUUCUUGCACAAUCGAAUUAAGACGCAGAUGAUCAUUUGAAUUGUUGUUGGCACCUAAUAUAAUAACAUCAUUAUUACACAAUCACGUAUUGUUUUGGUUCUCACAUAAUACAAGAUAUUUUAUAGUACAUAAUAAUGUUUAUAUUUUUACAAUUAAAGCCUACAUUACGAUGUGGUAUUUUAUUUUGAACAGCGUGAUAUAUUUAUUUAUACAUGCAAAUCGCAUAAUAUAAGUUUCAUUUCGUAUGAUAUAUAUUAGUAGUAAUGUUUAAUAAUUUAGUUUUGACAGACAACUUGAGGUAAUCACGAACACCAUCCUCCCACGUAAAGUCCAACUAAUAAUAUAAGUUAUUUAUUUUUGUGUGUUUUUUCGUUGACCUUAUAAACUCUAAAAAUAUAUUCUAAAACUCCAUUGCUUACGGGUCACUUCUCAAUUUUCUUUGCUUUUCUUGUUUGACCGCGAUUUACACAUACACAAAUGUGCUCACCGACACAUAUGAUAUAAAAUAUAAUGAACAUAAAUACAUGAAUAUAGAUACAUAUGCAUAUAUAUACAACUCAAAUCCUAAACCUUCUAAUAAUCCAAACUCUAUAAAACCCUAGCUAGUUGCUAAAUAAGUGUCUCGUCCUGCGCCUUCUUUCUCCGAACACUAUAUGAAUCUUUCUUAUAAAACAAUAUUGUUUGUAAGUGUUUAUUUCGUUAUGAUCCUCUUGGUUUUUAGCUCACGCAACGCUGCGGCAAGGAUGGGAACAAUUACGGUUUCUGAAAUUGAGAUAGCUCAAACAAGAUCAAGAACACCAAGACAUGAGUUCACGGAGGGUUUUAGAUUCAAAAAUCGUGAGUUGCACUUUUUGUCCAAACGGGUGCUUGUACCACCUUCGGGACCUUCCAACAGGCACAAUUCUGUGGUGAAUGAUCUCAAACACUAGUUGGUCUAUUUGAUGUUUAGUUAUUUUUUUUUGACAAUCAUAAUAUAUAUAUUUAGAAGAUUCUUCAUAUUGUUUUUGACUGGUUUUGAUCCUUUUAGUAUAUGUUUUUUUGUUUUUUAUAUCUCAUUUGAUUUCAUUCACAUUUGUAAUAUCUCAUUGGAAAAUAAACGUAUAUUAUAUGUA